GGAAGCAACUGCAGUCUGCCGAGAAAGAGAGAGAGUUUAAUACCACCCUCUCUUUAUUCAAACCCAUUUCUUUCGUGGAUCGAAGAAAUCGGCGAGGGAUUUUCCUUGUAUUUUGGGGGAUUCUUACAAGAGAUUUCAGCCUUCGAAUCCGAUGCCGAUCCCGAAUCAUGAGGUCCAGGAGGACCGAGGGAGGAAGCGGAAGCGGGGGAGCAGCGGCAGCGAGAGCACGCCCUCGCCGCCCCGACGGUGGCGGACCGACACCGAGCGCCGGAUCUACUCCUCCAAGCUCCUCGAAGCUCUCCGGCGCCUCUGCCGCUCGUCGCCGGCCUCGCCGCCUCGGGCACGGGCCAUCCGGGAGGCGGCCGACCGCACGCUGGCGGCCGCGGCGAGGGGCCGGACACGGUGGAGCCGUGCGGUCAUCUCCGGCAGCCGCUUGCUCCGUCUCAAGGCCCGCCGGCGUCCAUGGGUCACCGCCGCCUGCGGCCGGCAGAGGAAGUCUCCAGCGCUGGUGAUGCCGGAGAGGAGGAGAUCUUCGGCGCCGGACAUCCAGCGUAGGACGAGAGUUCUGGGGCGGCUGGUUCCGGGAUGCCGGAAAGUGUCGUUUCCGACGCUUCUAGCGGAGGCUUCGGAUUAUAUCGCCGCUCUGCAGAUGCAAGUCCGAGCCAUGAGCGAGCUAGCCGACAUGCUCUCCGGUUCCAGUCGAUCGGCUCGGCUCGGCUCGGGGGAGCCGAGCUGAGCUGGCGGCGAACGGAGCUGUCUUGCUAUUUCGUUUUAUUAUUUUUUAUAAUUAUCUUAGUUUUUUUUUUUUUUUUUCUGUUGUAUUUUGCUGUAUAUUCCCUCCCUUUUUUUUUUGGCUUCCUAACUUUUUACUUUUGUUAGAUUUCUCGUGGCCUAAGGGGCGGUCUGUCUUAAGUAAGACUUAAGACGAAUGUAAUUGGAUAUAUUCGCGCAUAUAUAUUUUCCUAGAGACUAAAAAAUUCAGUACGGAGAGUUACUUAGAUCACGGAUGAUAAUUUAUUUACUUUGUUUUUAAUAUCCUACAUCUGAAUUCAAGUCUAAUAACUUUCUUUUUCAUUUUAUUUUGUAAAUAUAUCUCAAAGAGUGGGGAUAAAUUUUAAAUGUUUGUUAAAAAUAACAUCUCUAUAAUA
This is a messenger RNA of Elaeis guineensis (African oil palm), 1148 nucleotides long. Its product is annotated as transcription factor bHLH148. Gene Ontology annotation, biological process: regulation of DNA-templated transcription. Gene Ontology annotation, molecular function: protein dimerization activity. The record is from RefSeq and is a predicted model, not a curated record. Lineage: Eukaryota; Viridiplantae; Streptophyta; Magnoliopsida; Arecales; Arecaceae.